AGCUGGUUCUACGGUGGUUUGUGUGGCUAGCUAGCGGCUAGCUAUGGUUCUUAGACUCGUUCCUGUUCUCAACUUGUUAUUUUAGCGCUUCCGAUGAGUUUGUCGCUGUUGUCGGCUUCUGGCGGCUGUAAUGGACCAGGACCAGGACCAGGACCAGGACCAGCAGACCCAGCAGACCCAGCAGCACCCGGAUCAGGACCAGGGUCAGGACCCGGAUCAGGACCAGGAUGUCCCGGGCGGAGGAGCGCGAGGACGCGGACUGCGUGUGUUCGGUCGGGAUGAAGUUCACGUGGGACAUCAACGACCCCAAACUGCCGCAGGACACUAAGCAGUUCGACCCGUUCCAGGAGUGGACAGACGGAUAUGUUCGCUACAUCUACAGCGCUGAGGAUAAGAACGCCCAGCGCCACCUGUCGGGCUGGGCCAUGAGGAACACCAACAACCACAACUGCCAGAUCCUUAAGAAGUCGUGCCUGGGGGUGGUGGUCUGCUCCCGGGGGUGCUCCCGCCUGCAGCUCCGCCCCGCCAUCUGCGACAAGGCCCGCCUCAAGCAGCAGAAGAAGUUGUUCCCAGAUGUAACGGGGCACUGAGUCUGUUUGCAGUGGCCGGGGGC
This is a messenger RNA of Etheostoma spectabile (orangethroat darter), 613 nucleotides long. RefSeq names its product glial cells missing transcription factor 2 (gene gcm2). Gene Ontology annotation, cellular component: nucleus. The record is from RefSeq and is a predicted model, not a curated record. Gene Ontology annotation, molecular function: DNA-binding transcription activator activity, RNA polymerase II-specific; RNA polymerase II cis-regulatory region sequence-specific DNA binding. Gene Ontology annotation, biological process: gliogenesis; regulation of transcription by RNA polymerase II. The transcript has 5 exons. The coding region runs from base 228 to 590 and encodes 120 amino acids. NCBI's taxonomy places the organism in Eukaryota, Metazoa, Chordata, Actinopteri, Perciformes, Percidae.